AAGUUUUUAUCUUUUUCUUUCCAAUUUUUCUGCAAUUUUGAAGACUGUUAUUUAAAUCAUCUACCUAAAUGCGAUUGACACCAAUAGAGGAUACAAUGAAAGAAAAUCUUCAAACACAUGAUGUAAAACUAGAGUGGGAUAGUCAUCGAAUAGAAGAGAAUUCUUCUCAUCAGAUGAGUCGUUCGCAAAUAGAUCAGCAUCAACAGGCUCAGCAACAGCAUAUGUCUAUGAAUAAUCCGCGAAGUGUUAUAACAAGUCGUCGACAUGUACGCACAAUAACUACUACUGGUCAAAUAACAGAAUGCGUAGCUAAUUCUGAAUCAACUUCGCCAGAAACUGUACAAACGGAAAUGCAUCAUAUUAUUCAUCAACAACAUUCUCAAAGUCAUCCAACUAGAACUAUUAAGCAAGAAAGUCAAGAACCACCUGCUUAUUCGGAAAAGCAUCAAUACAACAUACGUAUAUCUCAUGAACAAAGUCCAGAAGAUCAGCAACGAGUAAUUGAGCAUCAACAUCCGAAGCACCAACAGCAUAUUAUUUUUACAUCUACAAAUAGUCAUGAAAUGCAAAUUGAAGAAUCGGAAUCCGUGGAAUCAACCAUUACUAUGACCGUUGAAGAGCCGACGAGGUAUGAAACACCAGUUCCAGAACGCUUAGAACUUGAUCGUGUAACAUACGUAACAUAUUCUGAGGAUUCGGAAUUAAGACGCGAUGCACAAGUAAUAGCAAUACAAGAGCACCAACGUCAAGGUGUUUCAAAUCAAUCGCAGAUUCAGCAAGUUUCCCAUCAACGAUUCAGUCCGCCUGAUACAGCGCAGGGUCCGCCUCUAAGUCGCUAUCAAGCGUCACCUAAUGGCACAUCAGCAGGGGAAAGUUAUGAAACACAUGCGGUGGUCUCUCAAUCCAGCAACGGGAUGCAUCUCAAUUCUUCUGCGCAGAAUUUUUCUUCAUCAUUGGAUCUUAUUAGGCCAAAUCAACAGAUCCAACAACAACACUUAAUAGCAACAGCUUAUACCGAUGCAACUGGUACUGUAAAAUACAGCACAGAAGUUAGUAUCGCCGCUGAUAGUUUAAAAGCAUCAAGUACGUAUACUACAUUGGAAACCGUACCUCUUUCAUCAACUCAAUCAAUUCCAUAUGCACAGUAUAUUACUUCAGAGGCAUUUCAGCAAACACCUUCUAAUUAUAGUUAUCCCAAACAUCAAGAAAUUUUCAUUUAUCCAGCAUCUAGUCAAGCUUCAAAAACUGGUGAGAUUGAGCAUACAACCGGUGUUUACGUAAAAAGUGAUCCGACUUUAACCUCUUCUUCACUGAUGCGUUCAGCUUCUCUUCAGUACGAGCAACCAGCUUCUCCUUCCCAGGUUAACCUCUAUCCAAAUGGAACGCUUACAUAUCAAUUUGCUAAGCCUGCAAAUGAUCAAUAUUGGGCAACGACAAGUGGAUCCUCACCGCCUCAAACUUUUGACUAUGUACAGGGCUAUACGGGCGUACCUGCUAUUUCAACAAGCGAUGGAAGCAGUAUGAUUUUUUCUAAUGGUUCAUAUAUAACUAGUGGGCCAUCAUCACCUUGGACAACAAUACCUUUACCGAAUAAUGAUGAAGCUUUUGAAGGUACGUCCUUAAAUAAUGAAUCAAAGGAAUGUGUAAACUGUGGUGCUAAUACAACACCGCUUUGGCGAAAAGAUGGAACUGGUCUGUAUUUGUGCAAUGCUUGUGGAAUUUAUUGCAAAGCGAAUGGAAUGAAUAGACCGCCUGUGCAACGUGUAAAACCUAAGACGUCUGUACUACCGGUGAGUGUUGGAGGAAGAAGAAUAGGUGUAAGAUGUGCAAAUUGCGGAACAACUACAACUACACUUUGGAGGCGAAAUAAUAAUGGCGAACCAGUAUGUAAUGCAUGUGGAUUAUAUUACAAACUUCAUGGUGUGAAUCGACCGAUGAGCAUGAAGAAAGAUGCCAUUCAAUCAAGGAAAAGAAAACCGAAAAAUCAUACAAAUUUAAAUAAUAAUCUUGGAUUAUCAAAUGCUAUUCACAAACAAGAAAUUAAGACUAAUUUACUUGGCUUGGUGGAAGAAACGUGAAAGAGAAAGAACAUUAAAUUGCCCAUCCUACUUUCUAAUAUGGAUUUUUCGAUACACAAGGAUAAAUGGCUAUUUAUACUUUCUUCGGAUUAUUGAA
This is a messenger RNA of Ceratosolen solmsi marchali, 2175 nucleotides long. Its product is annotated as box A-binding factor. The record is from RefSeq and is a predicted model, not a curated record. Lineage: Eukaryota; Metazoa; Arthropoda; Insecta; Hymenoptera; Agaonidae. Gene Ontology annotation, molecular function: zinc ion binding; DNA-binding transcription factor activity, RNA polymerase II-specific; RNA polymerase II cis-regulatory region sequence-specific DNA binding. Gene Ontology annotation, cellular component: nucleus. Gene Ontology annotation, biological process: positive regulation of transcription by RNA polymerase II; negative regulation of transcription by RNA polymerase II; cell fate commitment. The coding region runs from base 69 to 2078 and encodes 669 amino acids. The transcript is spliced from 7 exons.